Messenger RNA from Acanthoscelides obtectus, 1060 nucleotides. Lineage: Eukaryota; Metazoa; Arthropoda; Insecta; Coleoptera; Chrysomelidae. The record is from the annotation of a GenBank genome assembly.
AUGGAACUCAACCGAGAACAUUUUUGCGCCAUAAUUUGUUACAACUUUCAGAGACAAUUAUCGCAACAAGAAUGCCUUGCUGAGUUACUGUCUGUUUUCGGUAACGAAACGCCACAUCAGUCGACAAUUUCCCGUUGGUAUGGAGAAUUCAAACGUGGACGGGUGAGUCUUAGCGACGAUCCCAGGGUGGGUGCACCAAAGACGGUAGUCACCCAGGAAAACGUCGAUGCUGUGCGUAAACUCAUCAUUGAAGAUAGACAUGUGACAUAUCGCAAGAUUGAGGUGUCCUUGAAGAUCUCAAAGAUCUCAAUUCAAAAAACUUUACAUGAAGAAUUAGGAGUAAGAAAAUUAGUUUCUCGUUGGAUACCCUACCUGUUGACUGAAGAGCAGAAGCCAGCCAGGAUUAAUUGGUGUCAAAAAACGCUUGACCGUUUCAAUUUCGGAAACUCAAAAAAUGUGUACAGAAUUGUUAGUGGUGAUGAAUCGUGGAUUUACUGUUAUGAACCAGGAAAUAAACGACAGUCGGCUGUUUGGCCAACAAAAGUCAUCCGUUCUCGAAGUGUUUCGAAAAAGGUGGUCGCGACAUUUGUGUCAAAAGCGGGUCAUAUUGCAACAAUUCCUCUUAAUGAGCAAAGAACUAUCAUCACCGAGCUUCGAAAAAUCAACUCCGGAAGAAGAAUCAUCCUCCACCAAGACAAUGCAAGCUCGCACACAGCCCAAAAAACAAGGCAGUAUUUAACGGAAGAAAACGUGGAAUUAUUGGACCAUCCUCCAUAUAGUCCCGAUCUAAGGUCUAACGAUUUCUUUACUUUCCCGACAAUUAAAAACAGACUGCGUGGUCAAAGCGUACAGUCACCAGAAGAAGCAGUUGACGCAUUUAAAAAUGCCGUUUUGGAUCUGCCAGCAAACGAGUGGAAUAAGUGCUUCGAAAAUUGGUUCGAGUGCAUGCAGAUGUGUAUUAAUCUUCGUGGAGAAUACUUCGAAGAACAAUAAAGUCAUUUAAAACUACCUACCGUGUUGUUUUAUUUCCAUAUGCAAAACUUAAAAGACAUCCCUCGUA